AUGAAGAAUGAUAAAAACGUGCAAAAUAGUGUGAACACAAAGACAUUCAACACUUGUUUUGAUAAUAUAGAUUUGAAUUGGGCUUUUUUAAGAAAUAAAAAUUUAAAGAAUGGACCAAACUUUUCCUUCUUCUAUGAGUAUGCACAUGACAGGUCAAUAUUGUCUCUUUCCCUGGAUGAAAGUGGUACCUACAUGGUCACUGGAAGCGCGGAUCAUUCUCUGCGUAUACACAACCUGAAAAAUUUAUCUACUAUAAAGGAACUGUACCAUAAAAAAUGUGGACAUUAUGAUUGGGUGAAUAAUGUUUUUUUUACGAAAAGAAAUGAAGUUCUUUCGGGGGGGCUAGAUGGAAAGAUAUGUCUGUGGAAUACCACAUAUUCAUGCAAGGCAUCAAGAAUAAAUAAAAUUAUGAAUUGUUCAGAAUAUUUAGAAAAGGCAAAAACAGUUAGAGAAGUAACAUUUAAAGCCUCUAGUAACGUAACUACAUGCAAAGAAAUGUAUGCACAUCAUUCCACCAUUAGUGACAUGAAAUUUGAUAAAAAAAAUGAAAAGUGCAUUACAAGUAGUUAUGAUAAAACAUUAAAACUUUUUGACAUAAAGAAAUUUCAGGAGCUAGCUAUUUACAAAGGUAGUCAUUUACACCCUAUAACGAAAUUUUUAUGGUUACAAGAUAAAAUUAUAUCAGCUGACAAAAAUGGAGCCGUAUCUGUAUUUGAUGUAGGAAAUUCUCAGGAAGUGCUCCAUGCGAAAAACACACAUUGUGGUAAUAUAGGUGCUUUAAAUUACUUUUAUUUAUACAAAAAUGGUUAUUCCAAUUUUAUGGACAAGCGUGUGGAAGAUGGGAAAGAUGUACAUUGUUCAGAAUCAUCAUUCGGUGAUUUUACCAAUGAAGACAAUUUAAAGAAAAAGGAGCGAGAUAAGAGGAGCAGCAGUAGUAGCAGCAGAUGUAGUGGCAAGAACUUAUCCAAAAAAUGUGCUGCUCAUUUUACAAAAUCAACGAAUUUAUUUGAAAAAAAAGAUGAUCACUUGAAUUUGAAUAAUGAAAAAACUCCCUUAAUAAUAACAGGUGGACAAAGUGAUGGAAUUGUCAAAAUAAGAGAUUUUAGAAUUUUUCAUAAAUACAUUAGCUGCAAAAAAAUACAUACUGCUAGUAUAAAUUCUAUCAUAACGUAUAAUGUGAACAACAGAAGUUACAUUAUCACUUGUUCGGCUGAUGGGAAUUGCUUCCAAUUCGAAAUUCAUUCUAUUUGUUCAUCAAAUUUGAAUAAUUUUUUAAAAAAAAUAUCCGUUAAUGAACCCAUUCUUUCUGCGAGAUACAUCGGAAACCACUUUCUCUUGGUUGGUACAGCUUUUGGAAAUUUAUUUUUAUUAAAUUUUUCUGACUGUUCAGAAAAUUCGUUAACAUUAAAACAAAAAAAAAAUUUGAAUACAAUUGGAGAUGUAGUUUAUCAUCUAAAUCCCUUGAUUGAAAAAAAAAAAAAAAGUAAUAAACAUACUAGGAAUGACACCUUGGUCUCAAUAGAGUUCCCCAAAGAGGGAUAUAUCAAAACAGAUAUAAUUCCAGCUGAACAUGAAAAAUCUCCUAAUGACAUAUUAUGGGCCUUUGGGGCAUGUAAAAAGGGGGGUAUUAAUUGCAUAGAAUGUAUUUUUAUAUAUAAUGAAAAAAAAGUAUGUACAAAUGAAUUCGAAAUAUGCAAUAUCGUAACAAGUGGGGAUGACGGAAUUCCCUGCUUGUUGUCCAUUCCUAACUCGUAUAUGUAA
Messenger RNA from Plasmodium gonderi, 1761 nucleotides. Its product is annotated as WD domain, G-beta repeat domain containing protein. Gene Ontology annotation, biological process: ribosomal large subunit assembly. The transcript is spliced from 2 exons. The coding region runs from base 1 to 1761 and encodes 586 amino acids. The record is from RefSeq and is a predicted model, not a curated record. Gene Ontology annotation, molecular function: protein binding. Gene Ontology annotation, cellular component: nucleolus. NCBI's taxonomy places the organism in Eukaryota, Apicomplexa, Aconoidasida, Haemosporida, Plasmodiidae.